CGUGAGACUUCACAAAACUCAUUCCACAGAGCGCUUGGCGUUCUGGUUUCCAAGGUAACGGAGGUGUGUUGACAACGAAGCAGAAGGGUCAGGUAGGCUGGGGGUCCCUAGCUGAUCAAAACACGGAUGGUGGGAAAACGUCGGUAUAGCGAUUUAACGCUUUGCCAUAAUCAAGUCAACGCAGGGCGCUUGCUACGCCGCUUAGUUUCGACCUCGCCUGCCUGUUGGAUGCGGUUUGAUAGGUCUUGAGUGAACAGAAUGAACUCGGGUUCGGGGGCAGAGAGUGAGGCAGGAGAGGAGUCUGGGAAGGAAGAGGAAGAGGAGGACGGAGACUCGCUAGUUCAGGGGUCGGGGGGGGAGCGGUCAGGGGUUCCUGAGGAAGAGCGACCCCAGAGAUCUCUAGGGGCAGGGGCAGAAGCACAGGAGGACCCCAGGACGGGAGAGAGAGGCGAGGAGAGCCCCAGAGACGAGCAGGGCCAAACACCUGUCAAGAGACCCGGCGGGGAUCACAGCAGUCCCACGUCGGACUCCCACAGGAAAAUAAAGAAGAGAAAAAAGUCACGGUCCCUGGGAAUAAACCUGAGUAACUGCAAGUAUGAGAGUGUGAGAAGAGCUGCCCAGGCAGUAGGCCUGAGGGAAGCAAGUGAGAAGGAGGACUGGAUUGUCUGCUGGACAGACUUCUCUGUCUCCAUGGAGAGAGUCAAGGACAUGAAGAGGUACCAGAAAAUAAACCAUUUUCCUGGGAUGAGUGAGAUUUGCCGCAAAGACCUGCUAGCCAGAAAUAUGAACAGGAUGCUGAAGCUUUUCCCCAAAGAUUACAACAUCUUUCCAAAAACUUGGUGCCUGCCAUCAGAUUACGUUGAUUUCCAGGCAUACUGUCGGGCGAAGAGGAACAAGACGUUCAUCUGCAAGCCGGACAGCGGCUGUCAGGGAAAAGGAAUCUACAUCACCCGCAACCUCCGGGACAUCAACCCUGACGAGCACAUAGUCUGUCAGAGCUACAUCUCCAAGCCCUUCAUCAUUGAUGGCUAUAAAUUUGACCUGCGUCUGUACGUGCUAGUGACCUCCUGUGACCCCCUGAGAGUGUUCCUGUACCAAGAGGGGCUAGUGAGAUUUGCCACCUCCAGGUACAGCCAUCCCCACAGCAGCAACCUGGAUGACAUUUGCAUGCAUUUGACAAACUAUGCCAUCAAUAAACAUAAUGACAACUUCAUCCGUGAUGAGGAGACAGGAAGCAAAAGGAAGCUGUCAACUUUAAAGGAAUGGCUAGAGCUUCAUUGCUAUGACAUACAGGCACUGUGGAGCAACAUGGAGGAUGUGAUAAUCAAGACCCUGAUAUCUGCCCAUCCCAUCCUGAAGCACAAUUACUGCACUGGUUUCCCCAACCAGCUGGGACCAAGUUCCUGCUUUGAGAUCCUGGGUUUUGACAUCCUGCUGGACAGCAAACUGAAACCCUGGCUCUUGGAGGUGAACCACUCCCCCAGUUUUACUACAGACUCUGAGCUGGAUCGCCAGGUGAAGGAGGCCCUGCUCACUGACACACUGCGGCUGCUCAACUUGGGUGUCAACGAUCGGCGCAGGCUCCUGGAGGAGGACAAGCGCAGGGCGAAAGAGCGCCUGCUGCAGAAACACCAGCCCCCUUGUAGAUCUCGGAGGGAGCUUUUUUUGAGUACUCAGGCUUCUUGGCUUGCUGAGCAGGAGAAGCACGAAGAGCAGCACAGCGGGGCCUUUUGUAGGAUCUACCCCAGGAUUGAUUCUGAAAAAUAUGACAAGUUCCUCCAGCACAGUGUCUCCCUCUUCCAGGAAACUGUAGCCUCCAAAGCUAGGGAGGAGUGUGCCAGGAAGAUGCUGGAGGAGCUGCAGGUGAAACAGGAGCUGGGUGGAAGGAUUCCGCUCCCAGGAAAGCGAGGCGGCAGGGGGCAGCAGGGAGAGUCUUCCGGGGAAAGAGCCAUCAAUCGCAGAAUCACGCAGCACACAGCCCCUUCCAUUUGUCCAAAUCCUGUCUCGCGCCCCUUCCUGGGACAGGGGCAGGAGGCCAGCUGGGACUCUUUCAGCCCAGGACUGGUUGUUGAGGAGGAAGAGGCAGAGAGGCUGCAAGGCCUAGAGCAGCGGGAGAGUCUGUUGAGGGGACUGGGGGUGGUGGAGCUGGUCUAUUGCCUUCUGCAGGCGGGAAACAUGUACAGCAUCCCUCGAGAGAUUGUGAAGCAGCACAACCUGGAUAGCCCACGCAGAAGGAAAGCAUCCUUGAAAAUGCAUGGCUUCUCUUCUCCACUCAGAGUGCCUGGUCUUGCCUCUCCUUCCAGGCAAGCUGCUGCAUACCCAGUCCAGCUGCAGCCCCUGCCCAGUGGCUCCCAGCUUCGAGACCUGUCCAGCAGGGCCCUGCUGCGUAGCCAGAAGCAGCUUCACAGACCUUUGAAAUGUCCAGGCGAACGAGACCCCACGCAGCUACCUUUGGGAGUGGCCAAGUUGGACCUUUCACUGCAGAUGGAUGGAACCAGCAUGGGACAGCAAUAUCUGUCUGGCUUUGUUGGGAGAUGGCGCUGUCGAAAUGUGCUUGCGGGGUCCAUGGAAAGCUCUCCCAGUGUUCCCUGUAGUGCCGUGUCCAGUUCCUUGGCUGGCUCAGUUUCAUGUCCAGUAGGCCUGCACCUCAGUACCAUUCCAGAACCCCCUCGUUCAGCCCCUGGCACCAAUACAUCUAUGUUGCCAGCCGGCCUGGAGGAACUAGAGUCCUCAUUCACAAGGAGGCUGAAGUGACGGGGGGGCAUUUUGCAAUUGCAUCCUGGUCUUCUGGAAUAAGAGGGCCUGUGCUUCAGGAGGAGCCUGGGACUGAGACAGCUACUGACUGGGGUUUGGGGACAAUGUCUGAAAUUUACUUCAGGCUAAGCCAUACUUCCCUGUAUCCCUUUAAAACUGUUAACACCACAGCCAAAAAAUACUUGCCAUAUAACCACUUUCUGUUGUGUAUUUUUACAUACAUGUCAGAGACAUUUUUAAAAUUAAUGUUUUGUACUUAAUACAUUCUUGCACCUUAGAAUGACUUAAAGCAAUUCAAAUAUUUUAUUGUAAUUUAAUUAAAUUGUAAUUCACAUA
Lepisosteus oculatus (spotted gar) is the source of this 3090-nucleotide messenger RNA. RefSeq names its product tubulin polyglutamylase ttll6-like. Gene Ontology annotation, cellular component: cilium. Gene Ontology annotation, biological process: protein polyglutamylation; microtubule cytoskeleton organization. Gene Ontology annotation, molecular function: tubulin binding; tubulin-glutamic acid ligase activity. Lineage: Eukaryota; Metazoa; Chordata; Actinopteri; Semionotiformes; Lepisosteidae. The record is from RefSeq and is a predicted model, not a curated record.